GGGGCGGCAGGGAGCGCUGUAGCGCUGCCUGUAGCGCGGCCCCCCCAGCGCCGGGCUCCUCCCCUCGCCGCCGGCUGCCUGCCUGUGCUGGGGAGGCGGAGAGCCGGGGCUGGAGGCACCUCAGUGUGCGGCGAGGCGAGUGCAGCGUGCACAGGGCUCCCGCUGCUGUCGCCGCCCGGGAAGGCCGGCAUCGCGCCCCUGCCAUCCAGUUUCUGCAGCUGGCUGCUCUUGAGCCGCUUGUCCGGGCGAGCUGAGCGGCGGGAGGCGGGUCCGGGGCACGGCGCUGGCUCGGAGUAGGGGCUGCCCCGGGCGUCCCGCACCGGCUGCUGGCGGGAGGGUGUGGAGCCGGAGGAGCUGCGCGCCGGGGGCGGUGAAGAAGCCGGGCACCCGGGUCCCUCGGCUGGGCGUGGAGCUCCUCUCGCCCUAGCCCAGUGGCGCCGAUCCCGCUUCGCAGGGCUCUCCCUCGCCGGUGCCAGGCGGAUGCCGCCGCAGCAGGAGGGGGAGGCGGGCUACAUCAGCAAGCCGCUGGCUGGCGGCUGCGAGGUGCCCCCGGUGCCCCCGCGCAGGGUCCGCAGCAGCCGAGCGGCGGCGCUGGGAGCGGCCCUGGGCAGCCGAUGCCGGGCCGGGGCGGGAGCCGAGCCGCGCCGCAGCAUCAAGUGUGUCCUGGUGGGGGACGGGGCUGUGGGCAAGACCAGCCUGGUGGUGAGUUACACCACGAAUGGGUACCCCACGGAGUACAUCCCCACCGCCUUCGACAACUUCUCGGCUGUUGUGUCUGUUGAUGGCAGACCCGUGAGACUUCAGCUCUGUGACACAGCUGGUCAGGAUGAAUUUGAUAAGCUGAGACCACUGUGCUACACGAACACAGACAUAUUCUUGUUGUGCUUCAGCGUUGUGAGCCCUUCCUCCUUCCAGAACGUGAGUGAAAAGUGGGUUCCUGAAAUCCGAUGCCACUGCCCGAAAGCACCUAUUAUUCUGGUUGGGACACAGUCGGACCUCCGAGAGGAUGUCAAAAUUCUCAUUGAGCUGGAUAAAUGUAAAGAAAAGCCAGUUGCAGAAGAGGCCGCAAAGCUUUGUGCUGAAGAAAUAAAAGCAGCAUCAUACAUUGAGUGCUCAGCUUUGACUCAGAAAAAUCUCAAAGAGGUCUUUGAUGCGGCCAUUGUCGCUGGCAUUCAGUACUCAGAUACCCAGCACCAACCAAAGAAAUCAAAGUGCAGGACUCCAGACAAAAUGAAAAACCUGUCCAAAUCUUGGUGGAAAAAGUACUGUUGUUUUGUAUAGUAUUUGCGAGGACCUCAGAGUUGUUCUAAUGAAUUCAAAUAGAAGCUAUAUUAGCUUGUAUCUCGCUCCGUAUUCUCCAAGCAUAGAUCCAUUAGUGUGUAUAUGUUGUUACUAGAAAUCUCAGUUUCACUUGUCUUUUGAGGGAGAUGGGAAAAACACGUAGGUAUGCAGUUCCUGUAAAUCAGGUUAAGGACUUUGAGCAUUUCCCUGUCUGAUGUCAGAGUUUCUGGACUAGUCUUCCGUCAAAGAACGCAUUUGUGAAGAUUUGUAUUAUAAUGUAUAUAAAAGAGGGAGAAACAAAACCAAGGCCUUUGUGGAUAGGGCUAUUUAGAAGAAACAAAGGACUAUGGAAAUAUAGAGCUCUAUGUAGAUGGACAAUUUUUAAAAACUAACACUGUGCCUCCAAAAUGGACAUUUUUAGCUUUAAAAACUUACUCUCUCUUCCCAUCUCCUUCCUCCAGCCACUUCAGGGGGGACUUUAACAAUGUGGAACAAGAGGUGGAGUCUUCCCCCAAAUGCUGCUGUUUGAAAGGUCAUGCAUAUACCUCCAGCACAUUGUUAGACUGCCUAACACUUAGUAACUGAUGUAAUUAUAUAUUAUUUGUAGCCUCCUGACUUGGAAAUCCUUUUCUCUCUCUUUCUUUCACAUGCAGUAAUGUGCACGCCCAAUGAACAUGACAAAGUCCUACUUUGUUACAUUUUGAAUAGUUGUAAGUGCUUUUGUAUUUAUACAAACACCAUGACAGUUCAUUUAGAUCAACUGAAAGAAUGUAAAUACAGUUUUUUAAAAGGGAUGCAACAAAUGUCCAUAUAAUGCCACACAAAAUGUGUCUGUUUUAGGCCUACAAAUACAAACUUCAGAAUGUUCCUCUUGGAGAUAUUUUCAUGCUGCCAGUUAAAUGAAAGGCCUAUGAAAAAGGCAGAUUAUGUGCCAUAACCAGACACCAGAAAAGUGAUACUGCUGUGUCCUGUUUCUGAUGCUUGUUUGAACAAAGUUCGUAUUUGUUUCCAAAGGAAGAAGUUGUUGGUGGCUUAAACUUGUCUUACAGUCACAAAACUGUGUUGAAACAGCCAGUGAAAUUUAACUGAUUCUUUCCCAGUUCCCUUCAUCAAAUUAAAGUAAAGUGGAUCUAAAUGUCAUUUAGUGGUUUGUCUAUGCAGCUUCAAAUGACACAAUUCCUGCUCUAAAAAAACCUGCUGUAUUCCAGUCUGCUUCAUUUUGAGGGUAGCUGUGGGUUAAUUUGACUAUUUUGCAAGAUACAGUGGUUAACUCCAAAGCCAGUGUCUGCACAACGAGUGAAAAGCCUUAGUUUGUAUUGUCUGACUUUUUUAUGGCCCCAGCUUAUUUUGUUCUACAUACUCCAAGCUCAGUUAUGUUCUGGCUUUAUUUUUCCGUUGGCAGCAGCCUGAAAGCAAAUCUUUGUUCAGAGUCUUCAAUUAAAUUGGAAUUUUAACUGUUUAUAAUUUCUUUCUCAUCAUAACAAAAUGGAUGUCUGAUUAUAGCAAAAUUUAUGGAAGCCAUUUGAAUUGGUAAAGUUGGCCACAAUUUUACCUCCUGGCCUGCUUAAGGAAAAUGACUUUAUGUAAAUGCAUUCUGAGAUAUAUUGGCUUAAAUGCCGUAAGGAACGUUUUCCUCUCUUAAAGCAAAAUGAGUGCAUAAUGUUCCAUAACUGAACUUCAAAAAUGUAAUGGAAAUAUUUUACUGAAGUCUGAGAGACCUAUUUAAUAAAAAUAUGUUGGCUUCUGAACUGGGGCAGCCUGGAAAAUCAGUUUCUGUAAUACAGAAUUGGGAGGAUGUAUUUUAAAUUUAGUUACAUCUGGGUCUGUGAUGUUUAAUGGUUGUGAAAUUAAUAGCUGAUAUUCCUGACUGUAAUGCUCUGAUGUGAUAAAAUACAUGGAGUCAUACUGACAGUUUGAAGGUGAUGAAACUAGAUUUUUCUUGUGUAUUUUGCUUCUUUGUAAAAUGGCCAACAUUGAUUUAAAAUGUGGAUUUUCAAAGAGGGGGUGAAAGUAAACAACAUCCAUUGCAAAAAUAAUUGAAUUUGUCAUGUAAGAUUUUGAUGCUCUGUAUUGUACCAUACCAGAAGCAGAAAGGUUAUAUUUUUAUAAGUGGCCUGUUUCAUAGAGUAUGGGGUAACAUAAUCUUUAAAUGUAGCCAGCUGUGACUGUUUCUGAAAAUAUGAUGUAUAUACGACUUGUUAUAGCCCUUUACUAGUUGUAUGUGUAAUAAAAUCUAAUAAUUUCAUGGAUACUGCUAUACGUGGGGCUACACAGGGUCUAGAUUUAGAAAUAUUACUUUUAAAAAUCACUAUUUUACAAGUGCAAGUGAGGGAGGAUGUCUCCAUGUAGUCUAUAAUCUCAUGUGCCUUAUGAAAUUCUCUUCUGUUUUCUAAGUGUAGGCUAUACUGCAAAAAACGUUUCAUGUGAGAAUGAUAUAAAUGAGGUAUUUGAAAAUAAAUUCUGAUCUGUG
Molecule: messenger RNA, 3751 nt
Organism: Pelodiscus sinensis (Chinese soft-shelled turtle)
Lineage: Eukaryota; Metazoa; Chordata; Testudines; Trionychidae
Gene: RHOU
Product: ras homolog family member U
Biological process (GO): small GTPase-mediated signal transduction
Molecular function (GO): GTPase activity; GTP binding
Source: RefSeq, a predicted model, not a curated record